This is a messenger RNA of Porites lobata, 11739 nucleotides long. Lineage: Eukaryota; Metazoa; Cnidaria; Anthozoa; Scleractinia; Poritidae. The record is from the annotation of a GenBank genome assembly.
AUGUGGAUCAUUGUUUGGGUCCUGAUUAAUGUGAUAUGGAACAUAGUGGAUACCAGGCACAUCAACAAAUUAAGCAAAGGUAAACAAUAUUCGUUUCACAAUUUAUUGCUGCCGUCAGACAUAUUCACUAAUCUAUCACAAAAUAUAAAUGGUUGUUUGAAUUGCCUAAUUCAGGGAAGCAAUUUCAAUUGACGUCUCUCUUAUCUCUGUAACUAACUAUAACCUGUUUGCGACAAACAGUGGGAGAUAAACAGCACCACUAGUUAGAGUCAUAACCAAAAUUCAGACAAACACGUCCCCUGUUUCAUUUGGUUGGUCUGAGCCACAUUUUCGCCCCGGGCCAUAUUUAUCAAUAGCGGUGAAAGUUAGACAGUCUCUUUUCUUUGUAACUUUAAUUUCUACGCUUGGUAAACCCACUGCAACGAUAAAAAUGAUACAAGACAUACAAGGAUUUGUUUCUACUGAACUACGUACGCGAGCAGGAAUCCCGUUAAUACAGUUACUUGCAACACAAUUUUUGUUAAACAAAAGAAAAUCGUAAUACUUUCGCAUUAUAAACUGUUGUCCUCUCCAUUUAUUUUAUUGAGCGUUAUCGUUCCUUAUAUGUACCAGUCACAAUGUUACUCCUUAUUCGGAGUUACUUUUCCCUCUCCUCGACUCAUGGGCCGACAGAUAAACGGCGACAACAGGCCUCAAAGUUUUCAAAUCGCCACUAUGUACCACUCUGUAGACCGCUGCUUCUUGGGUCAUUUCAGGGGAAAGCUGAGAGAUAAAUUCCCCCCGUGUGCCACGCCUCAUCCGUUUAUGAGUUUAUUUUAAAUCCCGAAAACUGAUGUCCAACUGUAUGAUCAUACGGAAAUAAUCCCUUAAGAGUUCACGGCUGCUUAAAAAUCCACCAUCAUGAAACACUUCUGCAUGUUCUGUUCACGCUGCAUGUGACUUUGGUCCAUAGCGACCAUCUGUCAAACCAGUAAUCUCUCUGUAACUAAGUAAGGAGAAAAAAUAUCGACCUUUUAAACUUGCGCUUGAAGAAAAUAUCUCUUCAAACUCAAAGGUGCGACGCUUAAUCUGUAGAGGAGUUUAUUCGAAUAGAUACGGUAUAUGUAUUCCGAAAGAAAGAUCUAAAUUCCAAAGUCUGGUUUAUUUUGUCUGUUAGCUAAGAAGGGUGUGACCAAUUCAUAUGAGAAUUUUAAUCGAAAUUUUCAACCGUUUUCCUGCUUGGUCGUCAUCAUGAACGUACUCAACAAAACGCUUUCUCAAUAUUUUGUGACACAGCUUUAGAACUAUAAACUCGGCGGGAUGUACACAGUAAUUAAGGAGAAGAGCUAACUUUAACAAAUUUUAUCACCAGCUUUUUCCUGAUAAUGCUAUUAAUAAAUUUUGGAAUUAAGGAAAAUAACUCAUUUCCAAUGAUCAUGAUUAACGCUUUUCUUAUUUCUUUCUCUAACACAAAACCAAAGAGGAUCAAGAGUUUGAAAAUCUAGAGAAAAGACAGCAAAUCACCGGAGAGCUGGAAAUAGGUGGCCAAAGUAGGUGAAAUUUAAGCAUGUGCUAAAUACUUAUAAAAUACAUUUGAAGUUGACUGUCAGCAAAAUCAAAAGAGGCCACUUUUGCCGAGACAUACAGUCAGCUCUGAUUUCUAUGACGGUCACCUUUGGGAUUGGCACUAAGUGUCCAUCUUAUAGAGAGUCAAACAAAGGGGAGAAAGGAAAGGAUAGGACCAACUCAGUGUCCGUUUAAGCGAGGUGUCCGUCUUAUAGAGGUGUCCGUUAAGAGAGAGUCGACUGUAAUCUUAUGAAAAUCCAACGAAAGUGUUCGUAGCAAUGGAAUCUCUUGAGACUGGCCUACCCUACCACACUUAGAUUAAAAAUGAGGGUCCUUGGGUGACGGCGGGUUGGAAAUAAAUAGAUAAGAAGUUAACAACUGUUAGUUUACAGUUGAAUCGCUAAUAAACCCUAACACCUCUGUUACCACUUUUUAAGAGACCAACCGAUGUAUAUAUGGUCGCUACCUUUUCUUUCCCAGGGGGGUGGGCGAGGUUCGACUGUAGUUAUCUAUAACUAGGACAAGUUAUAUAAUUAGAAACCACUUUCUAAGAAGCACACUUGGAGAAUACAUUCAUGUCUUUCUUGCGUCCCACAUGUGUGCACCUUCAGUUAGUGUAUCAUCAUAGUUCUAAUGAAAACUUGGAUCAGAAUUUUUUUACAUCGUGCGAGUUCCGACAAACCAGUUAAACUAAGAAUGACUAAUACAAAUUUCAUCAAAACUAAAAUUGUCGAGCGUUGCCAAAGGAUAUCAAAUCCGUUAUAAUGAUUCAAGUGCUCCUUUGACAAAAUGCAUCCCACGUCCUUUAUAGGGUUUGAGAGUCUUGGUUGUUGGCGAGAUGCAUGGUCACGUAGCCUGCCCACGCUAGAAGGGGAACACUAUUUACUAAUGGAUCCAAACUACAAAGGCAGAAGACAUGCCCUAUUUAAGUGCGCAAGAGCAGCCUUAGACAAAGGCUAUAAUUUGUUCGGUAUUGAGAAUGGCGGACAGUGUUUUGCCAGUGCCGAUGAAGAUAAAGGUUAUCACAAGUAUGGAGCUUCGAAAGAAUGUAAAGGUAAAACGGCUUGAAAAUCGCAUCUUUUCAAGCUAUAUUUUAAGGAUAUAUAGUGGCAGUUGUUUUGGUUAGCCCCUAUGUUACAAUAAGUUCUGAGGAUAAGACACAAAUUCGAGUCGCUUUUAAAGCAAGUUAUGAAAUAACGUUCUUCGCCGCCUUGUUUCAGGGGAUGGCAAAGGUGGUCCAUGGAGUUUACAAGUGUAUCGGUAAGUAUCUUUUCCAAGGGGCGCUGGCAAAUUUUAUCAUUUCAUAAUUAGUCGUAUCAACCUAUAAGAGAAAAGCCCUGAGGACGAGGCUGUUUUAUUACCAUCUGCAUGUUGCAGCCGUGAAUUCUCCCUCAGACGUACACUGUUGAAACAGCCAAAAACUGUCGUCUUAGCGGAGGUGUCUGCCUUACACCAACUAUAGAGAGACACUGAAAAAAAAAUUGGCAGAGACCUGAACGGUAGGCAACAGUUUUUUGGGAGGUUUUGCGGCUUAUAGAGAUAGUUGAACAGUCAGUGUUUUUGUCUUUGCAUUUUUUGGCCGAUUUUUAAAAACGUUACCGCCAAAUGAACCUUUUCUGUCCAACGGUAUUUUUUUUGCCAAAAACUAUCCUCAUAGUAGCCAUUAUAAAAACUAAGAGUGAAACCAUUGGCUUUUUUUUUCUUCUCCUCACUUUCUUUCUCCUCGAUCUUUCUUUUUGUCGUUUACUUUUUCUUCUUUAGUGUGAUUUUGGAGAAUAUCGGGCCCAAUAAACCUGCUUUUUGACGGCUUGUCACUCAAAGACGGCAAAUUUCGUUAGGUUGGUUUUCAAAAAGAUUGGCUAGAUUUACAUUACCGACAACGAUCUGGUAUUCAUUCGGUUACCAAUUGUGUUUUCAGGUUUCUAAACAAGCAUGAUGCUGUCAAUGGUGCGUAUGGUCAGUGGUCGUCAUGGGGAACAUGCAGCAGAACAUGCACAGGAGGUGUCAGGCGGCGCAUGCGUAAAUGUUCAAAUCCUCCUCCAUCAAAUGGAGGGCUCGACUGCAGAAGCUUGGGUCCAAGCGUAGAAAGCCAAGACUGCAACGUUGAAUCAUGCAAAAGUAAGGAACAUAUUAACUUCCGGCUGACCCAACAUUGUCUGAAUUCUUAGUUGUAUCAAUAAAUAAAUCAAUCAAUAUCCAUGGCUUGCUAGGAUCUUACCAAUUGUGUUUAUCAUUAUAUUAAAUUAGAUGAGCACUGACCGUACUUAAACUUCCAAUUUAAAUAGUUUACUGGUCACAAUAACUUCUGUAGUGAUGGCAAUGCAGACAAGUAAAAAGCGGCAACUAAUUAACUCGACCUAUUUAAUUUCCCUAUUUCAUUUUCAGUUACAUUUGGUGUUGGAAAACCUGAAUCUAGAGAUCUUCCCUUAGAGUCAACGAAACGAGACGAAAAACAAUCACAGCCGCUGGUGGCAGCCACUCCUUCUUUUCCACUACCAACGAAUGGUCAACAUUUGGACCUUCCAGUAAACAUAAAGGUAACAUCUGUCGAAAGCAAUAACAACAUUCAAGCCAAUAACGACAAAGGCGAAUACGUAUCCAUGCCUAACAAAAAUAACCAAGAUAUGAACCAGGAAACUAGCGGAAAUCAACAAUCCAGCUCUAACCAAGAUGGUGAUCAGGUUAAGAUGCAACAAGGGAAGUAUAUACCAAUGUCCAGAGAAGACAUUAACGCGUUUAAACAAGUGGCGACCUUUCAAAACUCAAAAUCAGGAUCGAAUGUAGAACAGGCAAAACAUUUGCAGGAAAGCCAAAAGCCAUUUAUGGACGGCAGAGACCAAGAGAAUUCUACACAAGUCCCCACACAUCAAAUGGCAAACAAAAAGCCGCCACUCCGAAAUGGCAUGCAUUCGUCUUCAACAGCUUAUCAAAAGCCCGAUGCUGUCCAUGGUAAUGAUGACGUCGAGGCUGGUCUAAGUUCUUCGCAAAUGUCAAGUUCAGGGGAAGGUAUCACCAGUGAAAACUCCCCCAAUGAAGAUAACAGAAUCCGUAACAGCAGUAAUUAUAAAGGGUCAAACGAGGAGGAUGAUAAGCAAUCUGAAAACAGAAUUGACGAGGAGUCAAUGACGUCAAAUGCAAGUGGGAAAUUUCAUGACGAAAAGUCAAGGAAAAUAACUAAUGAAGGACAAAACCAAACUCAAAAAGGAUUUAGCAAAGUAGGUGAAUCGUUAAGGGUAUCAGGUCCUGAAUUUCAGGGGAAAAUUUCAACGGAUAAUGAGCCGGAUGGAUCUCAACAUUCUAGCAAGUUUGAGAGUGGGUUAGAUGAUGCACGUAAUGUUGAGAUACAAAUGACUAAUAAAGGGACAAACAUAGAAAAACAGUUAAACAAAACGCGUCAAGAUUUCAGUAAUCAACCGCAGGUAGUCGAAGAUCAAGAACAACAGCCGAAAGGAACCGCUAAGGAAAACUUUAAGACCGCAGUUCAAGGUUCAGACCACGCCCCUGUAAACGUUGAACAAAAAGCCGCAGACAUACAAGGCCAAGAGGGCAGAAAAACUGCCAACAAAGUUCAGGAAACUUCGCUUGGAAAACAAUCCUUAAACCUUAAAGGAGACCAGCCGUCUGAUAAACACUAUAACAAAGACACUUCAGACGGUAGUGAAGAAUCUCAGCCAAAGGCAUCCGAGGAAGAAAGACACGAUGAAGGGCGAGAAAAAGAAAGAGCGUCUUCGACGAAGAUCCAGUUCCAAGGGCCAGUAUCUCAACAGGGAAAUAAAGUUGAUGACUCCAGACAUUCUCCGAAUAAAGCAGACGCUUUGUCGACAGAUGGAGGGAAGCCGGUUGACAGCCACAGCCCACAACCAGCACAAACUUCUCCAAACCAAAAGCAAGACGGUGAAUCAAUGUCACAGCAAGAGAGUCCCCAGAACGUUCACGACUCUGACAAAAUGUCAUCUUCAAAUGAGAAAACAAGCUCGCAGAACUCACCGGAAGGUGUAAAGAAUGACAAACAUGAAUCAUAUGAGGGGCAGCCGUCUCGGGAAGAAGGAGAACCAGUACCAAUAGUUGACCUGAACAAAUCUGGUGCAAUGAAUGGUGAAGAUUAUGGGCCAGCUCCCAACGGAGAGUUUUCGGGUCCAGAUGAAAGCAAUUCGAUGCAAAGUCAGCCCCAGACGCCGGGCCCCGUGUAUGAUAAUGAGGCAAUACAAGGAAUAAGCGAAAUGUCUCAAAGAGCCGAUCAAAGUGUUUUUCAACAACAAAACCCCGGAAACCAGGCUGGCCCUGAUGAGAGCUCAGAAAUUGGAUAUGAUGAUAUGGGCUCACCACAAGCGUAUACGGGUGAAAAUGUACGGGAUACAGCCAGACAACAAAAACAAAAAGAAGCGGCAAUUCAAGAGCGAUUUCCAGACCAAGAAGAAGGUCAAGGCCAGGUUGGACUGACAUCAGACUACUACAAUACAGAGCCUGCCGAAGAUUGUCUAUGUCCAAAAAAAGGUGAUGGGUAACUUGCUGGGGAAAUGGCUUUUCAUAAACACCACUAGAUCAGAAUAUAUUUUGAAGGGGCUUCUUUACAGUGAAAAACCUAGUGGUACUGAUAGAUCGAUUUUUAUUACCAUAAAUUUGGUGAGUCAUAUAUAGCUGGGCCAUAACUCCUAUAUUCAGCACCACGAAUAAAGGCUAAAUUUCAGCUAUCAAAAUUCAAAGGAAUCCCAGAACAAUGGGACUCGUCAAAUCAAAGACUAAAAUGACAUUUUGUUAUUUAAAAUUAAAAUUUAAAAUAUUAUACGUAAAAUGAAAUUUUUUUUUCGACCUUUGUCACUCGAUGUUGCUCGAUCGCUAUUUUCGUUAACUUAAAAACUAAUUAACGGUCACUCUUUAACUUAAUUUCUACACAGAAUGUUCCGCAAAAGCUGACAUUGCCUUUCUGGUUGACGGAUCAGCUAACAUCCCUCAACCCUACUAUGCACGUGUUCUCGAAUUCAUCAAGAUCUUUUCCCGCGGAUUUGACAAGAGCAAUAUUCAUGUUGGAAUGAUGGCUUAUGGAGAUGAUGUCAAAACAGCUUUUGACCUCAAAGCCCUGUCUGAUUUCAAGCAGUUCGAUGAUUCCGUAAGCAUUGCUCCCUACAUAGGUGGAAGAGCGCACACAGGAAAAGCUCUUUCAAAACUGAAAACAGGGCUCUUUGAAAUGUCUGGUCGCCAGGAUGCACCAAGGGCCUUGAUACUUUUGUCUAGUGGAGGGUCUGCUGAUGAUGUUGUGGCACCAGGCGCAGAACUGCGGGAUUCUGGGGUUAAGGUCACGGCUAUUGGUUUAGGGAAACAAGCUAAUGUUAGAGAACUGAUAACCGUUGCAUCAGAACCCAAAUCAGAACACGUGUUUACGGCAUUCCUGGACACACUGCCCAACGCUAUGGAUGAGAUCAUACAAGGCGUCUGUAGAGGUAAUCUCAGCUAUUCACUACAUAUAGGUACACAACGGUCUCCAUGAGAAAACAAAAACAUGUUUCCAGCAAAAUACCACCUGUUUACUGUUUGCCAUGUUUUACAGCGGGAUCGCUUCUUGUGCUUAAUCUUCAUCUGCAACCCAAAUAGUCUAGAAAAACAGCCCCUCCGAUUCCACCAAGCAAAGGUUAACAUUCGUCUUUACAUAACAACUAUACAAAAUAUUUUAUGCUAUAAUUAGAGUGUAUUAGUUUAGUUUGUCACAUGUGAGGAUAGGCGUUUGUCUCGGAGACGAUCUUCAAACAUUCUAUCGGUCUGAAGCAGACGGAUAGAACGUGUUGGACAAUCAAAACUCUUUCAGACGAACAUAACUGAGCCAGACGUCGAACUUUUUAUGAACUUAACUCACUGAGUUUGGUUCGUCCCAUGAAAAGCCCUCCCCCCAGUCCCCUUGCCAGUCGUUGGGGAGGGGGGAGGCAGCGGGGGGCUAGGUGGGGGGAAGAGAAGGAUGGCAUUUCAGACUAAGUCUGUAACUUUUCUUUUUAAAGUCCAGGAUUUAAAAGAAAGUUAAGUCUAUUUUUCUUAAUUCCUACUAGAUGUAAUGGGAAUUGUGCGAGACAGGCAGGAGCCAUGCACCUGUGAAACUUUCAGUGCUCAGGGUGCUCAAUCGAACGAUUACACUAAAGUGCCUGUAGACAAGGAUACUAAUGACGAGAGGCAGAGUACCCAGCAAAUACAAGGCUCGUCAUAUCCCCAAGAUCAGAGAGACUUGGAAACUAUGAGAGUUCCACUUUACCAAAAUAAGCUGAGCCAAGGUUUUCAGCUUCCUAAUAGCAGUAACAAGGACUUUAAGAUCGUUGAAGUUGGUUUAAGUGCGGCUACUCCUGGAAGUGAUAACCGUCCAUUUAAUAAAAACUUUGGCCAACAAGGUAAUAACAAUAACCUCAAGCCCGCCAUUGGCCAUGGAUUUCGCCUGACCGGGAUUGGAUACAGUAAAGACAUACAAGGUGAAAAUCAAGACCAUGCCUUAGAAACAUCACAAGAUCCUGGUGUUCAAAUGGCCAGACCGUUUGGUAAUCGACUGCGACAGUCGCCUGUUACUAAUGAGCACUCAAUCGGUGCAGAUGACAAUUUCAUUCUUCCUGAUUUAAACAACAGUAAAAACGAACAUUUAAAAACCGACUUUUCAAAUCAUGAGCAGAAUCAUAUGGAUGGGCCUCAGAUGCAUCGUUUUGCUGCCGGCCUCCCUGAACACUACAAACCUCAUGGUAAUGAUGGCGCAGACAAACUACCAAACCAAGGGGCAUACGGUGAACAGCCUGUUGAAUCACUUUUCCUUUAUCAGAAACCAGGUGCGAAACAAGAUAAUACUUUUUCGCAGUCUUCGGCUGUAAAUCAAGCUCGAGGUCCCGGAUUACUUGUUAACUCUACCGCUUCUAUCUAUCCCGCUGACAAUGUUUAUGGAAGGCCUCUACAGCAACAGCGAAAUCCCACAGCUAAACAAGGCGAUUUGACAUCGGAUUACAGAAGGCCAACCAAGGUUAUUGCUGUGGGGAAACCUGCAGAGUACGUCAAUUCUUACCCACAAGAACAAAACCGACAGGGUGAGAUUAGUUUGUGCAGGCUCCUGGUUUGUGCAAAUAUCAUUUAGAAACAAAACAACACAAACAAAAAUAUAUACAAAAAAACCAACAGAAAAUAUAACUUUACUUGGGGGCUUGGGGGCUGUUGUGUACGCCUCACCAUGUCAUUGCGGUUAGAUCUGAAUCUAACCGACUGCUAGAUAACUGUUUUUACCCACAUUCAAAUUUUCUCAGUGCAAAGUCGAUAUAGGUUUGAGAGGCUUGCAGUUAAACGUAUUUGGCUAGCUUAAUUCAUGAUUAAGGCCAAAACAGUGUAAUUUCGUGUUGUUGAUAUUAGUAAUCCCAGCAACCGAAUAAAGUCCUAUCUGUGGUGGAACACCGCACUGUGCUCAAAUAGCUAACUUGGGACUCUGGCUGGGACAGACGGUUCCUAUCUCAGUCUAUCUAUAAUCGGUUUGGUUACAUAGCGUCAAUACUCUUAUAUUUAACUUGUAAAAACAGAAACUGUUAUUACCAAUUAUGACAGAUAUUUUCCGGAGGAACAGUCGUUUUUGGUCUGUCCCCUUUAGAAUUAAAAUUCAUUCCCCUCAGUGAUUGAAUUGUUUGAUACAUAGUUUCCCUGACGGAAUAUCUUUCAGAAUGCUCUGGAGUUAACCUCGGAGUGGUCCUCGAUAGCACUGCAACUGUUAAUGGCCAAGACCUAAAUCAAGCUACAAUGAUGAUGAAUUUGGCCAAGAAGGUUUCUCAUCUGUUUGCCUCAUCCCCAGCUGGGAAUAGCGUUGGCAUGGUAGUGUAUGGUGGUUCACCACAACCUUCAGUGGUCCACUUCGACAAAUUUCUGGAUCAAAAGACCAUGGAUGAAGCUAUUGAAAAUGCAAGCAAGCCGAGCGUUGAGAUGAAAAUUGGGAAAGCUCUGUCGAUGGCACAGCAAGAACUCUUCAGUCAGCUUUCUAUGUUUAAUCGCAAUAUAUUGCUGCUUGUUACAGAUGGUGCAUCUUUUGAUGACGUGAGUCGUCCUGCAUUGGAACUGAAAAGGCGGGGUAUUGAAGUUUUCUGUCUAGGUGUCGGCAAAGAUGUAAAUGAAGCACAACUUGACUUAAUUGCAUCCGACCCAAAGGAGAAUCAUGUGUUUUUGGCGCCACUUAAUGAUGCCGAUGCGCUGAUGGGAAGAAUUCAAAGGGAGAUAUGUUUGGCAGCGAAUAGAGAAAGUAAGUUGUUUUUCAAGUCGACAACAGCAUUAGCAACCAAAUCACGUUCUAAUGCUCAAUUCAAAAUGCAUGUAAAUAGGCUCUUUAAUGGAGCAAGUAGGGAUGAAAAACAUACAAAUAAACAGUAAAUGAUAACCAAUCAACCACUUGAUUAAUCAACCGAUCAAUCAAUAACAAGUAGAAAUAUCAAAGUGCAGACUUUUCAAUUCGACCCGCUGACAGGCCAUUUACCUGAUUAUUAAUGUCCGUACUAUGCCCUCGAAUAGAGGCUUUUGACAGGUUAAAAAAAAUUGCUGUAUUGACACCCAUGCACGCCAAAGCAAGGACAGUGAAUUCAGUCUAUUGAAAGUGCGAACGUUUGGUAUCCUGUGAACAUCUCACUAAGUCUAGAAGAUAGCUUCAUCCGGAAUCUACAUAUUCUUGUAUAGACGUCCAGAUCUGCUAAAAGAAGAAAGUACGUCAGGACCGUGCAGUCAAUUAAAUCACACUGUUGUUUCAUGAAACUGGCCUUAAUACUGUCUUACAUUUUGUGUUCACACCAUUUAGCAUUUAGUUGAUUACAGCUGGUGCUUUUGCAAAGAAAAAAGUACAAAAGCGCAAAUUCUCACAAGAAACAAAAACAACGUUCAUAACAAUAGUAAUGAUAAUAAUAACGUUGAAGAUGAUGAUGAUGAUGAUGAUGAUGAUGAUGACGACGACAACGACAACGAUUGGGCAGAAAACCUAGGCUAAUGAGCCCUUAUGGAUCCGAUAGUAUUAAAUACUGAACAAGAAAAAUGUUAAAAACGAACAAAAGGGUAACUAAUAUAAAUUAAGGAAAAUUCACUUAAAGAGAAGCAGGAUUAAUAUCACCUAAGUUAGACAUUUGUAUUCUAGACGUGGACAGCAUCAUGAUCUUUAUAUAUUUUAAAUUUCCUCCAGUUCAUUUUGCUGAUGCCUGCUUUUUAUGCAAGGGUAUGUUAUGUUAUAUAAAGAGUGAGCAACGCAGGGUACCAAUUUUACAAACUCUGAAACGAAGAUUUGAUCAAGGAAGCAAGCGUUCUAAUAAGUUUUCGUUAAGACCGCCACCACCAUCUGUUUGGUUUAACUGCAGUAUCAUACAUUACAUCAAAUCAUUCAACUACUUUGUGCCUAACAGAUUAUGUCGCUCACGUGCGCGUAACAAAGAGCAGUGAUUCACUAACCCAUAACCCACCUUAUCUAGAUUUUAAUUGCCUCAUUACAACGAGCAGCUAAGGGCACAUUUACCGUUUAGUAUUAAUCAUUAACAUGAGAUAGCUAACUGCUGUAGCUUACAGCUCCUUUUGACUAAACUAUAAAUGGCUUUCCUUAAAACUAAUUUUCGACAUUCGGCGUGUUUGCUUGCAGCUCGCUUCUCUACCCAGCGAAAGUGUCCUUCUGACCUUGGAUUUGUUAUCGAUGGCUCAAGAAGUGUCGAGGUUCUUGGAAAAGGAAAUUUCAAGAAAAUGCUGGACUUCGUUAAAAAUGUUUCCGUGGGAUUUUCCCCUGAAGACACCCGCGUUGGGGUCAUAACGUAUGGAACAGAGCCCCAACUGGUUAUCCCUUUCAACAAAUAUACCACACCAACUAGUCUGGCCUUUGCCAUCGAGAACGUUCCUUACCCCGGGACAUUUACCAUGACAGGAAAAGCAUUAACGCUAGCCAAUCAGAAGCUUUUCGAUAGCGGAAGUCGAAUUAAUGUCCCCAGAGUUCUAGUUGUUCUUUCAAAAGGCGCAUCAAAAGAUAACGUCCAAAAAUCGGCAGAGGCUCUGCACAAGUCUGGAGUGGCAGUCAUUUCUGUUGGUUUGGGUCCAAGUUAUGACAUUACUGAGCUGAACAAUAUUGCUUCAAAGCCUGUUGCUUAUAACGUCCUUAAAACUGAAUUUAAUAAUUUACCAUAUAAAGUAAAAGAGCUGCAAGACAAGAUAUGCCAGGCUAACGACAAUAAGAAACUACUUAUUUAA